CUUUGAGCUGUCAAAGAAUGGCGGCUGUUUCGGAGCGUUGCCAUGGUGAAGCAGACGUGUCAUCGUUGCCCCAGGGUUGGCAUCCAAUGAACGGUGUCGGCACAAACGCUAAGGCACCUGCUUCGGCGGCUCGAAGCUCGACCAAUUCGUCGUCGCCGAAGCCCCUGACCAAUGGACCGUCCAAAUCUUCGUCGGAUGGAACUCAGAACGGCAGAGAAACUCGUGGACGUACGCCCAACAGUUCGGCCACAGCUUCGGCUAGGGCUACGACGGACAAACUGCGAGGAAGCCAGUACAGAGAAGCUGCGCCAAGAGGCCGCCACCCUUCAAAAGAAAGUGGCGCAGUUUCGCGUGGAAAAUCAGAGCCUAAAGACCAAGGUGAAGCGGCUGGAGGAGGAGUGCCUCCGGAAGACCCGACAGGUCGACAAGCUCACCCUGCUCUCCAAGGAAAAGACCGCCGUGGCGCAAGACAAGAAGAAGGAAGACGACGUUCUGAAGCAAAAGUGCAUGAAGCUGGAAGUGCAGUUGCGCGAGAAGGAAGAGAAGCUAAGGAAGCUCCAGAGCUCGCAGAAGAACCUGGCCGAGGCCACGGACAAGCCGCAGCCCCCCAGAAGCCGUCUGUCAUUAAAUUCACACGGAGGAACAAGCGCAGAACUGAUCAAGCUGCGUGAGCAGAUGGAAAGGCUCGGCCAAGACAACCGGCGUCUUACGCUGCAAGUGAAGGAAAAAGACCAGGAGAUCCGGCGGCUCAAAUCGCAGGCCAAUCCACAGCCGAGCGCAUCCAGGGCAGCCACGGCCAGCCGUAGCCAGCGUCCGGCCAGCUCGAGCCGAGUCAAGUCUACGAGCGAAACCAAGAGGGUGGUUACUGCAAAACGCUCGGACACCUUCAGCGUGAGCAGAAGCCAAAUGGCGGCCCUCAGCAAUGGGUCAUCUGCUGCAACUCCGCUUGGCGGGAAGCAGACGGAAGUUGUCAAGAAGCGGAAGGAGGAACAGUCGGCGUCGUCCAGGGAGAAGUCGCACGGGACAAAGCAGCAGCACGGCAACCCAAAGCCUCCGGAGACUGACCCCAAGGUGGAUCGCGUCAAGCGGAACGUCGCCGCAAAGAAGAUACAGCGCGGAUGGAGAAAUUACAGAAAGCGCAAGGCUUCGAAUGCAUCCGACAUUUCCCUGGGGAGUGCAAUGAAUGGGUCGUCGACGGCAUUGAAGCGCAAGACAUCCACGGACUCCGCAAUGCAGCACGAAGAAUGAUUCAAGUGGAGAAGAAAAGGACGUCUCGAAACCGCAUGGGUGCUGCGGCGAUCGCGGAAACUUCGAGACCAAUCGGACAACCAGAAAACUGCGAAGCCAGCAGUACAGAUGUUAGCAUUGUUUUUUUGGUGUAGCACGGAGUCAGAAUCUCAAAUACUCACAUCAUCGUUUCAAUCGAUGCUGCUGCGUCCAUCUCCUAGUGAGGGGGGUUGCAUGUUGCAAACAUUUGUUUGGCACUUCACAUAGCAACACGAAACAUUAAAGAGAAACCUCCAUUU
Messenger RNA from Ixodes scapularis (black-legged tick), 1526 nucleotides. RefSeq names its product putative surface cell antigen sca1. The record is from RefSeq and is a predicted model, not a curated record. NCBI's taxonomy places the organism in Eukaryota, Metazoa, Arthropoda, Arachnida, Ixodida, Ixodidae.